Molecule: messenger RNA, 971 nt
Organism: Rubroshorea leprosula
Lineage: Eukaryota; Viridiplantae; Streptophyta; Magnoliopsida; Malvales; Dipterocarpaceae
Source: the annotation of a GenBank genome assembly
UGUGACCCGACCCUUGUAACAAUGUUGGUGGUAUCAUUUCCAUGUCGUGAGUCGAAGCCUCUUCUUCUUUCUCCUUCUCCAUUCUUGGAACUGAAGCAGCACAAGCCAUGUCUAAACUCGCCCACAAUCCAUUUUCUUGCUUCGCCAGAACAUUCAGUUCAUGGGCUCUAGCCAUCAAAACUGCUUCCUCUCCCCGUAAAGCUCUACACCUUUACUGUCAGAUGCACCGCCGAUCGAUUCCCUUCGACACCUUCUCCGCACUCUUUACCCUUAAAUGUUGAACCUCUUUGCACAACCUCAACAUUAUUCGCCAUCUCCACACCCAUAUAUUCAAAAUAGGCUUUGCUACCCACGUUUACGUCGCCACCUCUUUGCUCUAUGGCUUUGUGGUUGUUUCGUUGGAUGAUGCGUGUAGGUUGUUCGACGAAAUGCCUGAGAAGAACACUGUUACCUGGAGUACCAUGUUGAAUGGGUUUGCUAAGUCUGGGGAUAUAAAUAGUGCCCGUCAGGUUUUUGAUGCUAUACCUUUGAGGAAUGUUGAUUCAUGGUCUGUCAUGAUUGCAGGCUAUGUGAGUAAUGGAAGAUACGAUUCUGGGUUGGCUUGUUUCCGAGAUAUGAUGUCGGAUGAGGGGUCAAAACCUGAUGAAAUUACCUUGGGAUCUGUCCUGUCGGGUUGUGCUCAGGUGGGUUCUCUUGGAUUGUUGAUGGGCAGAUCAGUACAUGGGUUUGUGGGUUUUUGAUUUGAUGCCUGCAAGGAAUGCAUGAAGUUUCAUUUUUCUUCAAUCUCAAAUGAAAGCAUGCAAAGAGCUGGACAGUUGAGUUUUUCUUGUAGUAAAGGAAGAAAAGCAAAAGAAAUUUCAUUUUAUCUCUCUAAACUUAAGAGUAAGCAUGUACGUAUUAAAUAUCACAAUGUAGACACAAGUUGAUAAAAUUCCAAAAUUCUUCAAUGCCAAUCAAGGUUUCCUUUUUCA